This is a messenger RNA of Didymodactylos carnosus, 852 nucleotides long. The record is from the annotation of a GenBank genome assembly. Lineage: Eukaryota; Metazoa; Rotifera; Eurotatoria; Philodinida; Philodinidae.
AUGAUUCGUAGAAAGCAAAAGACGAAAGAAGUUUUACCAAAGUUCAAGCUUCGUUUGGCAAUUGGUCCAUGUCGUAGUUGUACUACGGCUAUUGCGAAUAUGCUCGCUCAAGGCGACGGUGACGUGACAGUUUUCUUACGCCCAAUCAUUGGCGGAAUAUGGUUGAAUGGUUGCGCUGAUUAUAGAUUUUUUUACGGUGAACAUUCACAACAACGAAAAAGAAAUACUGCAACUACAUUUAUUGCUGUUGAAAGUGUGUGUGAACCAAGUCGUUACGAUAUAUUUCCUCCUGAUGAUUAUGAUGAAUUAAUUUGUAAGACAAAACCGUUGUUUUUAUUUCGCCAACCGUUAGAAACAUGGAUUUCAUGGAAAAAUAAUGACAUAGCCACUAUGAUUGGCCAACCGGACGGUAAAGGCAUGAGUAAUUUUGAGGAUUUUAAGAGUGCUUAUGAAUAUAUUUACGAAUUGUACAAACAAGCUAAGACAAUAACCAACGACGUACUUUGCUUGACGAAAAAUCAUUUAUCAAAGAAUUCUAAAUGCAUCUUACAGAUAUUAUGCAGUAAAUGGGAUAUUGUAUUCGACGAAUGUAUGGUGUCAACACAUUGGAAAUAUAAAAUCGAUAAUAAUCCAAAUAUGGUCAUAUCCGGCGCAGAACAAGAACUAUGUUUUGAUAUAAAUGCGACUUAUUUGAAACAAAUUCGAGAAAAGCAAGGUUUUCAGUUGUGUCAGUCAACUGACACCUGUCAUUUUCAAGAGACGCCAGAGGAGAGUGAUUAUAUCGAACGAGUAUUAAUGCCGAUGUACAAUGAAGUGGAUGCACAAAGCGGAAGAGAUUUUCCAUUAGAAUGA